Molecule: messenger RNA, 1398 nt
Organism: Miscanthus lutarioriparius
Lineage: Eukaryota; Viridiplantae; Streptophyta; Magnoliopsida; Poales; Poaceae
Source: the annotation of a GenBank genome assembly
AUGAUGGACGCCGGAGGAGGAGGGGUGCGGUCGCAGGGGGUCAACCCGGACUGCCCCAACGCCGCUAACCCCUUCCACCGCUGCGCCGACUACUGCCUCGUCCCCGCCCCGGCCGCCAACAAAGCCGCCUCCGCCGCCGCCGCCGCGCGCGGCAAGCCGGCCCCGCCUCGUCCGAGGACGACGAUGGUGGCGCAGAACGGGACAGCCAAGCACGGAGACGGAGCUGCGCGUGUCGUUCCCGCCGCCGACGCGGAGGAGGGCGGAGGCGAGAGGGAGGAGUCGCGAGCGGUCAACCCGGGCUACCUGACCAGUAAGACGUCUCCGCCUCGUCAGGGGCCGGCGCCGGUGCUGGGCUACGCGGCGCAGAACGGGACCGCGCGCCGCAACGACGAGGGGGAGUGCGAGAUUACCGUCGUCGAUGACUCGGAGGAGCGAGGCGAGAGCGUCGAGGACUACGGAGCGGAGGAGGUCAGCGGCGGCAGGACCAGGACGAGCGCCCGGUCGCCGGCCACGGACGGGGAGGUCGGCGGCGGCAGGACGAGGACGAGCGCCCGGUCGCCGGCCACGGACGGGGAGGCCGGCGGAGAGAGGCAGUGGCAGGCGGUAAACCCGGACUGCCCCAACGCCGCCAAUCCCUUCCACCGCUGCGCCGAGUACUGCCCCGUCCCCGUUCCCAAGGUGCCGCCGCCGCCGCCACGUGGAUACGAGGGGAGCACGCACAGCGACCCUGGCGCGCUGAAUCCCAGGCCGCGCCGCCGCGACAAGGGCGGCUCCGGCAGCCUCCCCCUCUACGUCUUUCUGCGCGAAGGUUCCGAUGGCGACGGCAAGAAGGUGGAUCCCCGCUGCCCCAACGCGCCCAACCCGUUCCACGUCUGCACCGACCACUGCCUCGCCAAGAUAGCCGACGCCGGCCGCUCGUCGGAGGGCGCCAAGUCGCCCAUUUCCCUCUUCUCCCGCCACUCCCGCCGUUCCUCCUCGUCCUCCGAAGAUGGUAGCUUGAAGUCCCCGGGGAGUAGGAAGGUGGAUCCAAAGUGUCCGAAUGCCGGCAAUCCAUUCCAUGAAUGUGGUGAGCAUUGUGCCACCAAGAUGCAGCAGGCAGAGCAGCACAAGGGGGUCAAUAUCAAAUCACCACGCAGAAAAGGGGGAAAGAAUGCUGCAGUGAUUCCCAACUGGAAGGUUGAUCCAAGGUGCCCUAAUGCGUCCAAUCCAUUCCAUGUGUGUGCCCAGUAUUGCUUUGAUCAUCUGAGUGAAACAGCACAGACGAGUGCAACCAAGUCAGACAAGAGAAGAGGCAAGGAUGUUUCUAAAGAUGAGCAAAGAGGAGAAAUCAACCCUGAUUGUGUCAACGCAUCCAACCCCUACCACAAGUGUGGUGACCACUGCAAGAGAAAAGGGUGA